AUGAGCACUCAGGAGGAGAAAAGAUACGACCCAAAAGACACUACUCUGAAGUUUGUCAAGAGGGCAGAUGAUCUGGACCCCUACCCCACAGAGGAGGGAGAUUUGUGUCUCCGGGCAGAGAUGUCCUGCGGUCACGCCGUCACUCCUGAGUCUCUUACUGCGUGGUGUCGCAGCUUGCUGGAUCAAGGCCAGUACAAAUUCAAGUGCCCUGCUUUGAAGGAUGGUACUUUCUUUAAGUGUGACGCACUUUGGUCUUAUCAAGAGGUGCGCCGGCUGGCCGUGCUAACAACUGAAGAGAUGCAGCACUUUGAAUUGAACAUUGCCAGGAUGGCUGCAAAAGAAUACUGCGAAUUCAAAGAUUGUCCUGGGUGUAAGACCUAUUUGGAGAGAGAGGACAUGGAUAACCUAAGUGUGUGCUGCACAGUCUGCACAGCUGACAAAAAGAAAGCUUAUGAGUUCUGCUGGCAGUGUCUGAAGGUGUGGAAGGGUCCAGCUCCACGCUCCGACCGCUGUGACAAUGACAACUGUAUCAAUAUCGACCUUGAGCUUCUGAAGACGUGCAAGACCACGGCGCUCCCUCAGGUGCAGGGUGUUGAUGCGUGUCCCUCCAUCCGGGCCUGUCCCACCUGCGGUCAGAAAGUGGAGCAUGACAAAACGGGCUGUAAGAACAUCAUCUGUCCUCGCUGCCAGGUUGAGUUCUGCUUUGUGUGUCUAAAGCUCACUCCUGAGUGUCUGAAGACGAGCUCUUACUUCAUCCCCUGCAGUGGUGGUGUGGCUCCCAGACAGACCUCCAUACCUACAUGGCGUAGAAAUUAAUCUUGAAUUGGUACAGGCAUUUUUACUCAUGAUUUAGCUUUCAGGCCUCCUAUGUCAUACUGUAAUGGACUCUUCUUCUUGGGUUUUAUUGUAACUGCUUAUUCCUGUAUUCCCUCACUACUUACAUAAUGUUCUUAAUAUUGCCAUUAAUGUUAUAAAUAAAAUAAAUGAAAUCGAUCUGGGCUCAAUAA
This is a messenger RNA of Labrus bergylta (ballan wrasse), 1007 nucleotides long. RefSeq lists its product as uncharacterized. The record is from RefSeq and is a predicted model, not a curated record. Gene Ontology annotation, biological process: positive regulation of proteasomal ubiquitin-dependent protein catabolic process; ubiquitin-dependent protein catabolic process; protein polyubiquitination. Gene Ontology annotation, cellular component: cytoplasm; ubiquitin ligase complex. Gene Ontology annotation, molecular function: ubiquitin protein ligase activity; ubiquitin conjugating enzyme binding. NCBI's taxonomy places the organism in Eukaryota, Metazoa, Chordata, Actinopteri, Labriformes, Labridae.